This is a messenger RNA of Myripristis murdjan (pinecone soldierfish), 3139 nucleotides long. RefSeq names its product RAB3A interacting protein (rabin3) (gene rab3ip). Gene Ontology annotation, biological process: exocytosis. The transcript has 14 exons. The record is from RefSeq and is a predicted model, not a curated record. Bases 453 to 1781 code for a protein of 442 amino acids. Gene Ontology annotation, molecular function: guanyl-nucleotide exchange factor activity. Gene Ontology annotation, cellular component: Golgi to plasma membrane transport vesicle. NCBI's taxonomy places the organism in Eukaryota, Metazoa, Chordata, Actinopteri, Holocentriformes, Holocentridae.
UAUUUAUUCUGCAAACCAUUUAACCAGGAAAGCUCUAUAAAUAAAACAGUAGCGAUGAUAAUUAUUAAACGUUACAUUAUUAUUUCUUAACUCAUAAGCUCAUCAUAAUUUUAUCUCUUUUAUCCAUUAGCACAGGGUUUUAUGUGCAGACAGUGCUGAUCAAAUGGAUUACACCGAUACUUUUGAGUGAAGCAGGUGACAAAAACCAAGGCUUCGUCACUGAGAGUGCACAGAUUUCCCAGCUUGUGCUUGUCCCCUGAACGCCGCGGUGCUGCUGCGUCGCCCUCCGCCUCUGUCCGCGAGCUCUCGGCCUGUCGGUCCCGGAGAACCCCGAGCCGCCGCACCUGAAGCCAGGUUGAGUGACAGUUUCGUCCCAGGAUCCUCGGCUGUUCCCCUCCUCUGCCCCCCCCAGUCGAGGCACCAUGAGUGUAUGAUGUCUCUCAGCAGCUGCUAUGGCCUGCAGCAGCAACACUGAGCCUCUGGAGGGUUUCCAUGAGGUCAACCUGGCCUCGCCCACCACACCUGACCUGCAGAGCCAGGCGGAGCAGCAGCGCCCCCCCAGCCGGCACAGCGCCCCCCCCAGCUCCCUGUACCGCGCCCCCGCUCUGACGGCGCCGCCCCCCGGCCCCCCCAGCACCCUGCGGGCCGACCAGCUGCCCACCCAGCCCGUCUACUCCACACCCAGGCUCAGCCACAAUGGAAGCGUCCCGGGCCUGGAGGCGGAGCCUGUGGAGGGCGGGGACGAGGGCGAGGAGGGCGGGGCCCUGAGCGACGGCCUCUCGAGGCUCCGCAGCCCCUCGGUGAUGGAGGUCAGAGAGAAAGGAUACGAGAGGCUGAAGGAGGAGCUGGCCAAGGCCCAGAGGGAGCUGCUGUUGAAGGAUGAGGAGUGUGAGAGGUUGUCUAAAGUCAGAGACCAGCUGGGCCAGGAGCUGGAGGAGCUCACCGCCAGCCUCUUCCAGGAGGCACAUAAGAUGGUCAGAGAGGCCAACGUCAAACAGGCGAAUGCUGAAAAACAACUGAAGGAGGCACUGGGCAAGAUCGACGUGCUCCAGGCCGAGGUCCUGGCCCUGAAGACGCUGGUCCUCUCCUCGCCCACCUCCCCUGUGGCCGACCUCCCCGGCGCCGUGGGGGCCGGCGGCGGCGGCGGCGUGAAGACGCCCUUCAGGAAAGGUCACGGCAGGAACAAGAGCACGUCGUCCGCCAUGUUGGGCAGCCAACCAGACCCGUCUGCCACCCAGCCCAUCGUCAGGGACUGCAGGGAGGUGGACGGUCAGCUGUUCGGCGAGUUCAAGGCGUGGAAGGAGGAGCCGACGCUGGACAGGAGCUGCAGCUUCCUGGAGAGAGUCUACAGGGAGGACAUCUACCCCUGCCUGACCUUCAGCAAGAGCGAGCUGGGGUCGGCCAUCUUGGAGGCGGUGGAGCAGAACACUCUGAGUGUGGAGCCGGUCGGCUUCCAGCCGCUGCCCGUCGUCAAGGCGUCAGCUGUGGAGUGUGGAGGCCCCAAUGGGCGCCGAGCCGAGCUGCUCACGAAGUGUGCGCUCAGCGGUCAGACCAAAACCUGUAAGCACAGAAUCAAGUUUGGAGAUUCAUCCAACUAUUACUACGUUUCUCCCUACUGUAGAUACAGAAUCACAUCAGUGUGUAAUUUCUUCACCUACAUUCGCUACAUACAGCAAGGGCUGGUCAAACAGCAGGACGCAGAGCAGAUGUUCUGGGAGGUGAUGCAGCUGCGUAGGGAGAUGUCCUUCGCUAAGCUCGGCUUCUACAAAGACCAGCUGUGACUGACGGACAGCCCCGCCCUCCAAUCAGCUCACACCUGUCCCCGAGGCCCCGCCCACCUCCCGUCUCUCCGCCGUCUGUUGUUUCAGGAAGAGACCCUCCCUCUCAGUGUGUGUGUGUGUGUGUGUGUGUGUGUGUGUGUGUGUGUGUGAGACCAACAUGUGCAGCUGCUGCUGUGUGACCUUUAACCUUCACAUUCGAACAAAUAAAACUACUUCCUGUCUUUCCGUUGGCCCGGUGGUUCUCAAGCUGUGGGUCGGAGCCCGCGGGGGGCCGCGUCAUGAUUUCUGGGGGCCAGAUAAUUUAUUUUCACUGUUUGUGUUUAUUAUGAGUCGUGUAAUGAGUUUGAUUAUUUAUGUGUUUUUUUUUUUGUUCCUUUAUUGUGAAACGCUGCGAACGACGAAUCAAACACACAAGAGGAAGUCACUGAUUGGCUGAAGCAAAUCAAAUCCCAGAGAUUUAAAUCUGACCCCGCCCACUUCCUGCUGUGAGACGGAGCCACACGGGGUGCAGUUCAGUGUUGUGACCAGCGGGGGGCAGCAGAGCUCAGGGGUCCACUUUUCCCUGUCAGCUCAGAGAAAUGUGGCUCAUCUGACUCUGCUUUAGCUCACAGCGCCCCCUGCAGGCGGAACAUGUGAGCGAGGCGUCUCAGCGGGGGUGUAGACUGACUGAUCGGGCAGCAGGGGGCGCUGUGUUUUAUUUCGCGUGGCGUUUCGGGUUAAAGGAAAACUCCUGGGCAGCGUCAGCUUCCUCACUUCCUCUUUUCCAUUUGAUUUGUUUUUUUCUAAGUGAAGCCGUUUUCCCUCGAGCUGCCUCCUGUUCCCACUACAGGUAGUGAACGCACUACAUUUCCCAGAAUGCCUUUCUACGACCCUGGAGUGUGAGGCUUCUGUUGGGUUUUACUGCCGCAGGAACACACAGACAGCAGCAGGAGCUUGUUUUCUUUCUCCUGGCUAGAAAUUAAAAGUCAAAGUAAAACUGAAGCGGCCCAGUUGCUGCAUUGCAUGCUGGUCCGUCGAGGCUGCAGCGUUGCAUGCUGGUCCGUCGAGGCUGCAGCGUUGCAUCCUGGUCCGUCGAGGCUGCAGCGUUGCAUGCUGGACGGUUGGACGUGACGUCACUCCGACGGCUGCUGUGUCUCCACGGAGUUUUCCUUUGACACGGCCAGGCACUCCAGAUGUUUAGUGCGUGUGUGUGUGUGCGUGUGUGUGUGUGUGUGUGUGUGUGUGUGUGUGCGUACAUGACUACAUGUUAAUUUAAAGCUGAUUCCUCUCUCUCUCUGUUCUGAGUUCAUGUCGCUUUCCCAGUUUGUUUUAGUGCCUUUUCUCUCAGACACUCUGAAAUAAAACAGUAUACCUCUCGA